Messenger RNA from Talaromyces proteolyticus, 2022 nucleotides. RefSeq names its product CBS and PB1 domain protein. NCBI's taxonomy places the organism in Eukaryota, Fungi, Ascomycota, Eurotiomycetes, Eurotiales, Trichocomaceae. The coding region runs from base 1 to 2022 and encodes 673 amino acids. The record is from RefSeq and is a predicted model, not a curated record. Gene Ontology annotation, molecular function: protein binding. The transcript is spliced from 4 exons.
AUGUCGUCUGCCAGUGGUACCUUUCGAGGAACCCCCAAUAAAACAAUCGGCCGAGGAAAGAUGCCGGAUUUCGACUACAACAGCCCUUCUGGAUCCCACAUUCCUCGUCCUAAGCCAGACGCUGCACCAGGACAAAGUGAUGUGGGAAGCAGUGCAACUGCAGCUAGCAGGCAAAGGCAAAACCAGUCGAAACGAGAUGAGGCUAUUCGCAGAAAAAUGGAAGCGGACCUUAGCAAGAAGCGUCACCAUGUUCAGAGAGCUCGUCAUUCCCGCAAAGCCCCCCCUGGAACAGUAUUGGCUUUAAAGCCUAGCCAAGCUCUUCAAGUGAAACCCGGCACGUCAGUCGCCGAAGCCGCACAGCUAAUGGCUGCCAAACGAGAAGAUUGUGUACUGGUUACUGAUGAAAAUGAACGAAUCGCCGGUAUUUUCACUGCCAAGGAUCUUGCAUUCCGCGUUGUAGGAACAGGUCUCAAGGCGAGAGAAGUGACUAUUAAUGAAAUCAUGACCAAAAACCCUCUAUGUGCUCGCACUGAUACCAGUGCCACCGAUGCCCUUGAUUUGAUGGUUCGAAAAGGCUUCCGACAUCUUCCUGUAAUGGAUGAAAACCAGGAUAUCUCCGGUAUUCUGGAUAUUACCAAAUGCUUCUAUGAUGCCAUGGAGAAGCUUGAACGGGCAUAUAGCUCAUCCCGAAAGCUUUACGACGCGUUGGAAGGUGUGCAAUCCGAGUUAGGCUCCAGCCAGCCACAGCAGGUCAUCCAAUACGUCGAGGCCCUGCGUCAGAAAAUGUCAGGCCCAACUUUGGAAUCUGUCCUGGAUGGUAUGCCUCCAACUACAGUAUCAGUGCGAACAUCAGUCAAGGAUGCUGCUGCAUUGAUGAAGGAACAUCAUACCACUGCUCUUCUUGUUCAAGACCAGGGCUCUAUAACUGGUAUCUUCACUAGUAAAGACGUAGUUCUACGUGUUAUCGCUCCUGGUCUCGACCCUGCGACUUGCAGUGUCGUCCGCGUGAUGACCCCUCAUCCUGACUUUGCCCCAACUGAUAUGAGUAUUCAGGCCGCUUUGCGCAAGAUGCAUGAUGGGCAUUACCUCAACCUUCCCGUCAUGAACGAGGCUGGUGAAAUUGUUGGUAUGGUCGAUGUGCUCAAAUUAACAUAUGCCACUCUAGAACAGAUUAAUUCAAUGAACACUUCAGAUGACGAAGGCCCUGCUUGGAACAAAUUUUGGCUCUCUAUGGACCAUGAAUCGGAUUCUAUGGUAUCUGGAGGUGCCAGUCACCGCCCUCAUACCCCUCAUCGCUCUAUCUUGAGUCCAGAUCCAUCUAAGCCAGGUUUUGAGCGAGGCGACAGUGUUUUGCCAAAUGAUUCCGCCUCACACCACGGAGAUGAAAUUCAUUCAGAGAUUUUGGAAUCGCACCACGAAGAUGCCAGCGUCUCCUUCCCAUUCAAGUUUAAAGCCCCCAGCGGUCGUGUACAUCGCAUCAAUGUUGUCCUGUCUGAUGGAGUUUCUGCAUUUGUGAGCAAUGUUUCCGCUAAGCUGGGUCAAGAAGUCGACGCCGUUGGUGGUGAACCAUCUGUUGAGGAAGGAAAGCUCAGCAGCACCGGAUUUGCGCUCAGCUAUCUUGAUAAUGAAGGAGAUACUGUCUCUAUCACUACUGAUCAAGACCUCGAAGAUGCAGUUCACCAGGCAAGAAGGCUUCACCAUGAAAAGGUUGACUUGUUUGUUCAUGAUCCAUCUCAGCCACCAAUGCCGGCCACAAUCGAGCCACAGCCGGUUGCUUCAAAGCCCCCUACUCCCCCUGAUUCUACUCUCCGAGUGCUGACUUCCAAGGCCGAGGAGAGUGGCCAAGACAGUGAAGAAUAUGCUAGAUCAGGCCGGAUAAGCAGACAAUCCGUUUCUCAGCGCCCAGUAGAGGAACAGCUCAUUACCGGCGUACCUAAUGAUCUUCUCCUCCCCGGUGCUAUUGUGACUCUUGCGGCCGUUAUCGUCGGGGUUUUCGUCCUCAGCCGGCCGAGUGGAAGGUAA